UCUCGGGAUGGCCGUAGCCUGAGACAGAAGGGUAGGUAUAACCGGAGUUCCUACGAGCUCCCUAAGGAAGCAAGUUCUGACAGUUCUGCCAGGGAGUUGGAGCGCAUGAAAGAUGAGAUAUGUCAGGGGGUCUCCCUCGCUUACAAAGAACCCAACAGUAAUGAAACAUAUUUGAUGUCAAGAGAAAAAAAGACAUUUGUGAGACUGUUCUCAUCUGGAUAAUCAUUCACUACAUGACCAAGUCUGCCCUCCAAUACCUAACACCAUACACUAUAUUUCUACUGUUCAGUCACAUGUUUAAAAGUGGAUGAAAGAGGUGCAGAGCACAGGGAGAUCCAGCAAGUUGGCUCACAGACCUACAAGGAGACUCAAAGGCAAUCUUUUUCAUAACAUCAUAAUCAUCCAUAACAAUCCAUAACAAUGCUUGUAUUUAAGUGCACAAUCUGAAGUAUGGUCCCUGUGCUGUGCCAAUCAAAUCACCUACAAGUAUAUGUCACAGUUUCCUCUGUGUUACUGCAGGCUAACCUUUGCCCUGGCUGUGUUUGGUAUUUUAUUAUGUUGACCUCUAAUCACAGUAGGAAAUCAUUUGGAAAUCUGGACUCUAAACAAAUGAAUCUCUGUUGUGGUUUGACAAACAUGGGAGAAACUAAAAAAUGCUGCAAUGUUUGCUGAAUGUUUUAACCGUUAAAUGUACCCAAUUUAAGUUGAAACUAAAGACUUAAACCACAUUUAGUUUAUUAUUCAACAUCUUUAUCAUGAUUGAAUCAGCUUUCAGAUUAUGACCUUUAAAUGUAUUUGCGAUCUCUCUAAGUUCCCAUUGUUUGUAUGCACAUAGCACAAUAUGAAUAUGAUGUAAUGGUUGUAAAAUACUCAAUCAUUAUGACUACAUUGAUGAAGUAUUCUAUAAAUGUUCAUUUCUGUCUUGUAAUGAUCUUUAUAUGUCAUAACUCUGACUUAUGUUAACAUUAUGAUAAGAGACCGGUGUGUUGAACUGUUUUUAACCCCCGAGUGUGUCUGCAAUGUUGUUUGUUUCAUUGAAUCAGUGUGUGGGCUUGGAGUAACGAGGGGUGUCAGAGUCACAGAUACUGACUCUUUACUCCACAUUUCUUCACUUUUUGGGGAAGUGCCCUCAACAAUCAUUAAUCUGUUCUGAUUUGAAAUGGGCUCUUCACUCUAACAUUUUUAUUCCUGACAAAAUGUGGGUGAGAUAUCUCGGGUUUGUUAUUCUUUUCGGCCUUCCAGGAGCACUGCAUGCUCAAAGUGCAACUCAGCCUUGUGGCGCUCCAGGCUUUGAUGGUGGGUUUUUUUUCCCGAAACAAGAAACAUAUUCUCAUGAAAUUGAGAUAACUUACGCCUGUGAUAGUGGACGUAAACCUGCAGUGAAGGGAUGGUGGGCAACAAGCACAUGUCAAAACGGGGUAUGGUCUCCUGAACCGCAAUGUAUAGAAAUAAACGCCUGCAUUCCAAUAACAGUCCCCAAUGCAAAAUACACAGAAAACUCAGACGGUUGGUAUGAGGAGGGGGAAAAAAUACGGGUAACAUGUGACGAGGGAUAUGAAGUGAAAAAGAGGGACGCCACAGCUGUUUGUCUCAAUGGAACCUGGACCUCUGUGCCUGUCUGUGAGAAGAGCAUCCUUGCAUGUGGUGAACCCCCUCAAAUCCCCCAUGCAGUCAUUGUUGGUCAGAGAUAUCAGGAGGUGUUUGCUGCAGACUCCAGUGUGAAAUAUGAAUGUGAAGAUGGAUACUCUGUGGAGGGAGCAGAGAGCAAAAAAACCAUCUUCUGCAUAUCCGGAAACUGGACUGAAGGCCCAACGUGCAUCAGAGGAACUAGACCAGGUAGCGGAGGAGGUGAAGGACAAACUACAUCUUCUGACAGAACACAACCUACAGUUGGAGUCAGAAACUGUGGAACUUUCCCUACAGUUGCCAACGGUGAAGUAGUGGAAUCGAACGAAUCGUUUUUGAAGUACAGCUGCAAAGUUUUUUACAAACUAGUUGGUCCAGAGACAGUGCUGUGUUAUGGCAACGGCACAUGGUCCAAUAUACCCAUCUGCAGAGAUGCCUACUGUGCUGUGAACACUGAUGAACAUCCAUUGUUAGUUUCAGUCGGAAAAGUCUUUAUAAAAGAGGGAGAGGAAAAAGAAUUUGACUGUGUGCAUCAGGAUGAGUGGUGGUUUAAUAAUUACUCAGUGGGCAAGUGCACGACUGAAGGACUGAGGUUACAGAAAUGUUGUGCCAGGACGCAAAUAACAUUGAAUACCUGCUCAGGCGUUCUUGCAUAAGGGAGGAUUCUGCUGCUUCAAGAUUUGUUCAUUAUUGACUGAAGACAAACACCAGACACUUUCAGAGGACAAUAAUGUUUGGAUUAUGCAGUUACUCACUUUGCCCACUUUUCAAGAUGAUCCCCUCAUGCUAAGAUAAUGGAGGGGCUUUACUUUGUCUACAGUAAUAACAGCUAUGCAUGAUGAGCAUUUAUAAAUUGUACUCAAUAAAAUCUUUGUGACGA
Messenger RNA from Labrus bergylta (ballan wrasse), 2506 nucleotides. The record is from RefSeq and is a predicted model, not a curated record. Lineage: Eukaryota; Metazoa; Chordata; Actinopteri; Labriformes; Labridae.